Molecule: messenger RNA, 696 nt
Organism: Chenopodium quinoa (quinoa)
Lineage: Eukaryota; Viridiplantae; Streptophyta; Magnoliopsida; Caryophyllales; Amaranthaceae
Product: dynactin subunit 1-like
Exons: 3
Coding region: 1-696 (231 amino acids)
Source: RefSeq, a predicted model, not a curated record
AUGGCCAGAACAAAGCAGACAACGAGGAGAUAUAGGGUGGAUGGUUCCUUUUACCAUUCGGACAGUGAGACUGUCAACUCUAAUGGCUCCAUUAGAGUGCCUGCUAGUGAAAUUUCUGAGCACCCCCCAAACCCUUCUUCUGACCUUCCCCAAACUCCAACUUAUUACUCUUCCCCUUCUUCAAGCGGCACCCCCAGUGAUACUAUACUGCGGGAAGCCGACAUUCAAUACCAGGCCGAGCCUUCGAAAUUGGCCAGAGGCGGAUCUAGGGGGGACAAAGCUAUGGAAAAGGUCUCGGGAACAAGGAAGCCGACUGCUGUUUCUGAAGCAAAAUAUCGCUCAAACGUCCUUAAUCGAGCGAGUGACGAGCAGAAAACAGUCGGGACUCCCAAGAGUGGUUCCACCAGGCCCUCUCCCUCCAAGCUAAUCCAACCCAAAAUCCAGAAAACUGGGGCUCGCUCCAAAAUCACUGAACUUAAGGCCGAAAUUAAAGGUCUUAAGGAAAAGCUUGAGCCUCUUCAAGAGGCCAAGAAAGAGGCCGAGAGGGCCAAGGAGCGGGUUAGCCGCCUAGAGGUGCGCUUGGCGAACCAGGAGAAGCAGCUGAAGUCCAAGUUCAAGUCCCGAGCUGAGGAGGAGAAGGAGGCCCUGGUCAAACAAAUGAUGGAGGACUAUGAGGCCAUCAUGCGGAUGGCAUGA